Molecule: messenger RNA, 1152 nt
Organism: Penicillium hordei
Lineage: Eukaryota; Fungi; Ascomycota; Eurotiomycetes; Eurotiales; Aspergillaceae
Product: putative C2H2 transcription factor
Exons: 1
Coding region: 1-1152 (383 amino acids)
Biological process (GO): regulation of transcription by RNA polymerase II
Cellular component (GO): nucleus
Molecular function (GO): RNA polymerase II cis-regulatory region sequence-specific DNA binding; DNA-binding transcription factor activity, RNA polymerase II-specific
Source: RefSeq, a predicted model, not a curated record
AUGUAUCCUAGUCGCCAGAAGUCUAAAAGUACCUACGGCACUGUGCCGGAUAGCGCUGGUUACUCCCAGUCCUUAGAUCCUCAACAUCUGGGAGUCCUGACCGAUAUCCCCACCAGCGCUCCAUCCAGCUCUCACACUCACAUGUCCGCUCUUCAACAGAUGGACUUUAUAGAGGUCCAACCAGACCCUCGAUCUUUCCUAUCCCCGGGGCACUAUUCCACUGGGAGAAGAGGAUCGACCGACACUGAUACAAUUGGCUCUCAAUACGCAUGGUCCGCUGCGUCUAACGCAGACAUCCUCUCAAACUCUCCUCAUAUGCGCUCCUUUGAGACCCCCGUCGGCCCGACCACAUCGCCCUUCAUUCAAGGCUAUUAUCCCCCAGGAUCUCUACCCCUCGUUAUGGGCGGCCCGGGCGUGUCGGGCUAUACUCCCCAGCAAAUCGACAAAUGGUGCAUUGAGAGCGAACCAGCCCAAGACUUCUACCAUUCACAACCUUUCGCAAACAUAGGUUCUAUGCGCUUUCCGCCAUCAAUAGAAGUGCAACCAGAGCCCUACCCAACAUUCAACCCUCAACUCAACACUGCGAACGAGCAGUGGCUCUCCUGUCCACCGCAUUCCUCUGAUACUAUCCCAGAAGCUUUCUUCUCAAUCCCCCGAUCCGUCUCGGCUCCUCGGUCAGUCCCAGCUCCAACACCCUAUCCCUACCAAUCCACCGCUACAACCUCAACCGCCUCCUCGCCACCACACUCCCACUCCGACCCAGAUUCUCCACCACCUGCACCAGGCUCAGCCUCCGGCUCCGGUUCCGGCUCCAACUCCGGUGACCUAAGCAACUACGGCAUCCCAACAAGCGACGGUAACUGGCGCUGCGCCCACCCGGGCUGUUCCUCGCAGGCUGUCUUUCACCGAGGCUGUGAUUUGAGGAAGCACUUCAACCGUCACCGAAAGCACCUAUUCUGUCGCUAUGAGGGAUGUCCCCAAUCGGCGACGAAUGGCUUUAGCAGCAAGAAGGACCGUGCUCGCCAUGAGGCGAAGCACAAUCCUGGUGUCUUUUGUGAGUGGGAGGGCUGUGGGAAGGUGUUUAGUCGUGUCGACAAUAUGAAAGACCAUGUGAGGAGGAUUCAUCGGAAAGGGGAGGCUGGAAAGGCUUAG